Messenger RNA from Amoebophrya sp. A25, 861 nucleotides. NCBI's taxonomy places the organism in Eukaryota, Dinophyceae, Syndiniales, Amoebophryaceae. The record is from the annotation of a GenBank genome assembly.
CGACGACGCUAGAAUCCUUGGGACCACUAAUGCUUCAUUGUGAGGUUGCAGGUCGCGGGUAUCGCAUGGGGGUACCGUUUUCCUUUUUCCGACGACGAGUCGCUAUGCUAGAUAAAAAGAAAGGUGGGAAGCAAGAGGCGGCGGCUUCUUCUUCUGAUCUUGCAGCUGAUGGCACAACUAGGGGUAGAAGACGCGCCGAUGUGCUUGCUGAAGGCCCUAAAAACAUUCAGCAACAAAUACAAGAACAAGGGUCAAGGAAGGCGACCAGCCAAACUCCUAGCAGAUCUUCGAAGGCGCAGGACAUAGAUGAGAACCCCUUUAGAUUUCCGAAGAGUUUACGUUUUUUACGUAUCAUUUUUGGCGAUGGCCAUUUCGAGGAGCCCAGUUGGUCAGGGCAUACUGCGGUGGAUGUGGUGAAUGCAAUCCUCAGUGUGUAUCCUGGUCUCCAGUGCGUUGAGUUGCAGUUUUCGGUUGCCUCACGAGAGAAAAGCAUGGAUCUGACCGAGCUCCCGUUUGUGCAGCUGACGGAAGAAUUUGCAAGGCGACUGCCGAAGGUAUACGUCUUGCCGCUAGAAACGCGAACGAAUUCCCAAUAUGAGUACUUACGUGCGGCAUUGAGACAGGAAGAUUUUGCAGUCAGCUUCACAGAGCCGCGAUUUGAACGCUGUCGUGCCCAGAACCAGAACUGGGCAACAUUGGUUGAAAGAACAACAUUGGUUGAAAGCACGCCAUGACUCAUAAGAUGAUUGAGAUAUUUUGUAUCGCGCAAAUUGUGAGGUUUUUCAAAGAUAGGUGACAGACAUUGUUUGCUGAAUGAAGCACGACGAACGGGUGUUGCGGUCUCCGGAGCGUGAAACGCAG